Messenger RNA from Sycon ciliatum, 681 nucleotides. Its product is annotated as serine/threonine-protein kinase rio1-like. Gene Ontology annotation, biological process: maturation of SSU-rRNA. The record is from RefSeq and is a predicted model, not a curated record. Gene Ontology annotation, cellular component: cytosol; preribosome, small subunit precursor. Gene Ontology annotation, molecular function: protein serine/threonine kinase activity; ATP binding. NCBI's taxonomy places the organism in Eukaryota, Metazoa, Porifera, Calcarea, Leucosolenida, Sycettidae.
AUGGACUAUAGUGACAAUGGUGACCGGGCCAUCAUGGUCUAUAAGACAUCUAUUUUGGCAUUUAAGGACGGCUCCAAAUAUGUUACCGGAGACUUCAGGUUUCGACGCGUUUUGCAAGACCAACCCCGCAAAACGGUGAAGAUGUGGGCUGAGAAAGAGCUGAGAAAUCUUCUGAGAAUGAGACAGGCGGGCAUUCCUUGUCCUGAGCCUAUUCUUGUGAGGAACCAUGUCCUAGUCAUGGAGUUCCUUGGCGUGUAUGGCUGGCCCUCUCCGCGCCUGAAGGACGCUAAAGAUGUGUCAGAAAGAGGGUGGAGUUCGCUCUACCAGGAAUGCAUCGAGCUUAUGAGGAAAAUGUUGCAUAAGUGUCGCCUCAUCCAUGCCGAUUUGAGCGAGUUGAAAAUGCUGUAUCACCAGGGUCAAUUCAUCAUUCAUGUGUCUCAGUCGGUGGAGCACGACCAUCCUCAGGCUAUGGUGUUCUUGCGCAUGGACUGUGUCAAUGUCACAGAUUUCUUUGUGAAGAAGGAAGUAUGCUCUAUGUCACAUAAAGAACUUUUUAAUUUCAUGACGGACCCGUCCAUAAACGAGGAUAACAUGGCGGCCUAUUUAGACAUGGCCGAGGAAGAAGCUACUCAGUACGCAGAGAAGGGAAGAAGGCGGCCAGACUGCAAAGCAUCAGGUUGA